Messenger RNA from Vitis riparia (riverbank grape), 1605 nucleotides. Its product is annotated as non-functional pseudokinase ZED1-like. Bases 432 to 1442 code for a protein of 336 amino acids. The transcript has 2 exons. The record is from RefSeq and is a predicted model, not a curated record. Gene Ontology annotation, cellular component: plasma membrane. Gene Ontology annotation, molecular function: ATP binding; protein serine/threonine kinase activity. Lineage: Eukaryota; Viridiplantae; Streptophyta; Magnoliopsida; Vitales; Vitaceae. Gene Ontology annotation, biological process: cell surface receptor signaling pathway; protein phosphorylation.
AGCACGCCUUCAAUCAGUUUCUACUGAAACAUACCCAUAAAUAUUAGCCCUUGAGUCAACCCAACGAAUUCCAUAAAUCUAGACCACUGAGUUUUUAUAGGAUCUCUUUAAUUUGAAUCUCACAAGUAUCUAUAUACAUCAACAAAUGUUCUGUGCUCAGGAUCAUCUCACAAAUCUAUAGCAGUGAUUUGUUCUGGUCACUUCAACCUCAGCCUCGCCUGAAAGGAAUCCUCUCUCCUUUUCCCUUGAUUUGAAUUUCCUAUGUUCCUUUCACUUUGGAAAUUUCUGAUGAUCAAGAAGGGGAGUCAGUCCAGAGUCAUAGUCUAGCUGUUUCAAUGUCAUAUUCAAGGGGAAACUCCCUUGGUGACAGUUAGUUGAUUAUUGGGUUAAUGUUUGUGGACAGAUAAGAAGAACGAGAAUCAAUAUUGAGAAUGGGUAAAGGGAGAAAGGAAGAAAAGAAGGAGAGAGAGGAAUGCAUGUUGAAGAAUGGAGGCCUAUUAUUAGAGAAGCGAAUUUCCUAUUUUGGUGGGAGGUAUUCCAAUCCAAUUUAUAACUUCUCUAUCCAAGAAAUUCAAAGAGCAACAGACAAUUUCAAUGGAAAUUUAAUCUUCAAUGAUGAUGUGAGCAGUUUUUACAAAUGGUACAAAGGUUCUUUGGAAGGUCGAGUCAUUUGUAUUAGGAAAAAUUUUCGCAGUAGUUUUGCAGAAAAUCCUCAAAUUGCCACAAAUGAAAUUGCUGUUGCAACACAAAUGAGCAGCCACAAGAAUGUCUUGAAGCUACUAGGAUGUUGCUUAGAGACACGAGUACCUAUUCUGGUUUAUGAAUUCUCAUCUUGUGAACCCCUUGCAGAGAAAAUAUUUGAAUGCUAUGGGCCUUUCCCAUUGAAGAGUAGGCUUAAGAUUGCAUACGAGAUUGCUAGUGUAAUUGCAUAUCUUCAUACUGCUUUUCCUAGGCCCAUCAUUCAUAGGGAUAUAAAACCUCAUCAUUUCUUUUUGGACAAUGGUUCUACUCCCAAACUAUCCAAUUUCGAACUUUCUAUUGCCCUUCCAGAAGGUGCAACGCAUGUGGAUGGUGAUCUAUGUGGGACUUUGUGGUACAUGGCACCUGAGGCUUUUCUCUCAGGCAUGUUCACAGAAAAGACAGAUGUUUUUAGUUUUGGUACACUUAUAUUGGAACUUCUCACUAGGCGAAGGGCUUCCAUUAUUGCGCAGAUGGAGGGAGUUAGUAUGCGGAAAUUUGUUGAAGAUCACAUAGAAAAUUAUGGCAUUAAUGACUUCUUGGAUCCGAUUAUUCUAGUAGAGGGAGGGGGAGUCCUUGAGCAGCAGCAAUUCCAAGCAAUGUACCAACUUGCUCUCAAAUGCACUGAGGAAUUUGCAGAAGAGAGGCCAACCAUAGUGGAUGCUGCAAAAGAAAUUAGACGAAUUCAGCGGUUUGUCAUAUAAACUUUCUUUUGCAACAAAUUAAGUAUAUAAUGAUUCAUGAUAAGUGAUUAAGCAUUGAUUAGUUUAGAACUUUGCUUAAACAUGACAAUUUGGUUUGCCACUUCCACAAAACGUGUGGACUCCUCUUAAUUGACAAUGGCUACUCUCCAGCUGAUGCAUCUUA